Microthlaspi erraticum is the source of this 1644-nucleotide messenger RNA. Lineage: Eukaryota; Viridiplantae; Streptophyta; Magnoliopsida; Brassicales; Brassicaceae. The record is from the annotation of a GenBank genome assembly.
AUGGAGCUUCCUCAACCUCGUCCUUUCAAAACCGAAGGGAGAAAACCAACACAUGAUUUUUUAUCGCUCUGCAGUCAUUCAACAACAGUCCAGCCAGAUCCAAAGCCAACACCUUCUUCUCAAGGUAGCCAUUUGAAGACCCAUGACUUUCUACAACCGUUAGAAUGUGUUGGUGCGAAAGGAGAGAUAAGUAGGAUUGACACAAGCAGGACAGCUUCCGAGAAGCCACCGCCGCCUGCACCACCUCCUCCGCUGCAACACGUGCUUCCCGGUGGUAUAGGAACGUACACGAUCAGCCCUAUUCCUUAUUUCCACCAUCAUCAUCAGAAGAUUCCUAAGCCGGAGUUGUCACCACCGAUGAUGUUCACUGCUGCUGCUCAGUCGAGUGGCGGGAAUGAGAGAAACGUUGUGGACGAGAAUUCAAACUCUAAUUGCAGCUCGUACGCUGCUGCAGCAAGCGGGUUCACUCUGUGGGAUGAAUCUGCUUCGGGGAAGAAGGGACAGACAAGGAAGGAGAAUAGUGUUGGGGAGAGAGCAAACGUUAGAGCUGAUGUUGCAACAACUAUGGGACAAUGGCCGGUGGUGGAACGACGGUCCCAGUCUUUGACAAAUAACAAUAUAAGCGGUUUCAGUUCUCGCUCUUCCUCUCAAGGGUCGGGACUAAAGAGCCAGAGCUUCAUGGACAUGAUAAGGUCAGCUAAAGGAAGUUCACAUGAAGAUGACUUAGAUGAUGAAGAAGAUUUCAUCAUGAAGAAAGAAAACUCAUCCACUAGCCAGAGCCAUAGAGUUGAUUUGAGAGGAAAAGGAGACGCUAGAGGCUCUGCUAACGAUCAAAAGCUGAAUACGCCAAGGUCUAAACAUUCUGCUACAGAACAACGAAGGAGGAGCAAGAUCAAUGAUAGAUUUCAAACGUUGAGACAACUAAUACCUAACAGCGACCAAAAGCGGGACAAGGCCUCCUUCUUACUUGAGGUUAUCGAGUAUAUUCAAUUCUUACAGGAGAAAGCAAACAAGUAUGAGACCCCUUACCAAGGAUGGAAUAACGAACCUGCGAAGCUAUUAGAUUGGCAAAGAAAUAACCCACAGCUAGUACCUGAAGGAGGUGUUGCUUUUGCUCCAAAAUUGGAAGAAGAGAAGAACAGCACUCCGGUUUCUGUCCUAGCUACAGCACAAGGCGUUGUUGCCGAUCAUUCAGAAACACCGAACCGAGCAAUGCCAACAACUGCACCAUUUCCUCUGUCGGUUCAGAACAGCAGCUUUCUCUCUCCUGUAUUUACUGCUAAUCCCGUUGCUCAGUUCCACACAAGAGUCGCUUCAUCAGAAACUGUAGAGCCAAGCCCGAGUUCUCGGAGUCAGCCUCAGCCAUUGAAAGAAGAAGAAGAAGAAGAGGAUGAGGAAGUUCAUGAGGGUAACAUCAGUGUAUCAAGUGUUUACUCACAAGGGUUAGUGAAAACACUGAGAGAAGCAUUGGAGAAUUCGGGAGUGGACUUGACGAAAGCUAGCAUCUCCGUCGAAAUCGAGCUAGCUAAACAGUCCUCUUCCCUCAAGGGUUAUGAAGUUCGUGAGCAGAUUUCUCGAACCGGAAACGACGACGUCAAGCAUACUCGGAAAUCAAAACGGCUCAAAACGGACAAUAGAAGUUAA